This is a messenger RNA of Arctia plantaginis, 291 nucleotides long. The record is from the annotation of a GenBank genome assembly. NCBI's taxonomy places the organism in Eukaryota, Metazoa, Arthropoda, Insecta, Lepidoptera, Erebidae.
AUGGCUCUGGGAGGAUCCACGUACUUGAAGAGUGCUACGAUGUUGGAGCAGUUGUUAGAGGAGAUCAAUUUCCAAAGAACCAAGGAGAUGCGCCAGUUGAUGAAAGAUGAGUCUGGAUUCGUAGUUCUACAAGGAACGACUUAUUGGACAGAUUUGUUUGUGCGCCACUUUCUGUUUCAAGAGGAACAUUCAAUAGAUUGCGACGACCUGCUGUUCUUCGUCAGAAAGAGACACGUGAAGGGUUCAUCCCGUUAUCUGCCUAAGUAUGAGGUGAGUCUCACUACACACUGA